Molecule: messenger RNA, 1209 nt
Organism: Aspergillus luchuensis
Lineage: Eukaryota; Fungi; Ascomycota; Eurotiomycetes; Eurotiales; Aspergillaceae
Product: cobalamin-independent methionine synthase II family protein
Exons: 3
Coding region: 1-1209 (402 amino acids)
Molecular function (GO): 5-methyltetrahydropteroyltriglutamate-homocysteine S-methyltransferase activity; zinc ion binding
Source: RefSeq, a predicted model, not a curated record
AUGGCCCCUCAACUCCACCGUAACCCUCCUUUCCGCGCUGAGCACCUCGGCUCUCUCCUCCGGACGGAGGAGCUCCUCAAGACCAAGACCGCUUUCGAGAAUGGCGAGGUUUCUGAGGCUCAGCUCGAUGCUAUCGAGAACAAGGAUGUGAAGGAGGUCGCGGAGACCCAGAAGAAGUUGGGUUAUGCCGCCAUCUCCGACGGAGAGUACCGCCGUCACAUGUUCUGGGGUUCCUUCUUCCCUGGACUUGAGGGAUUCGAGGAGGUCAGUGAUGUCGAUGCUGAUGUCUUCCGCCCCUACGCCCCCGAUGUUGCUGCGUUCCUCGAGGCUGGUCACAAGCCUGGUGAGACCGUUAUCUGCACCGGCAAGAUCAAGCACGUCGGCAGCACUUACACCAAGGAGUUCAAGUACCUGGCCAGCGUUGUUCCUCCCGAGGAGGUCAAGAACCUUAAGAUCACCCUUGCUGCUCCUAACUGGUACCACUUGCGGUACAAGGAGGGCAAGGCUUACCCCAAGGAGGUGUACAGCUCCGACGAGGAGUACUUCGGUGACAUCGCCAAGGCGGUUCAGGCUGAGCUGCAGGAGCUGUAUGAUGUUGGCUGCAGGAACGUCCAGUUCGACGACCCCAACCUUGCUUACUUCUGCUCUGAGAAGAUGCUUGCUGGCUGGAAGGAGGACCCUCUGAACGUUCGCUCCGCGGAUGAGACCUUCGAGCAGUACAUUAAGCUGUACAACGACAGCAUUUCUAAGCGCCCUGCCGAUAUGCACAUCGGUGUGCACCUUUGCCGUGGUAACUUCGUUGGCAGCCGUCACUUCUCCGAGGGUGGCUACGACCGCAUUGCCACCAAGCUCUUCAAGGAGCUCAACGUUGACACCUACUACCUCGAGUAUGACACCCCUCGUGCUGGUGGCUUCGAGCCCCUGAAGGAGCUCCCUACCCACAAGAACGUCAUCCUGGGUGUCGUUACCAGCAAGUUCGCUGCCCUCGAGGACAAGGAGGAGAUGAAGAAGCGUGUCUAUGACGCUGCCAAGUUCAUCGCUGAGGGCAACAACAUCUCUCUUGAGGAAGCCCUCAACCAGGUCGGCGUCAGCCCCCAGUGUGGCUUUGCCAGUCACCGUGAGGGUAACGCCAUUGACCGCGAUGGCAUGAUCGCCAAGCUGAAGCUUGUGCGCGAGAUCGCCAACGAUAUCUGGCCCGGCCAGCUGUAA